AUGGCGGCAUCGAUCCCCUCAUUCUUGUGGCCACAGCGCCUGGCUGCGACGGCACGGCCAUCGAAUCACCGCGCCUCGACUAUAAGGGCUGCCGCAGAUUUCCAGCUUGCCGCAGUGGAAUCGCCAGCGCCUAAUCUCGUCCCGGCGAUCACUCUCUCGGACAAGGCGCUCUCCCAUCUCCAGAAGCUGCGAGCCGACCAGAAGAAGGAUCUGUGCCUCAGAGUCGGGGUCCGGCAGGGAGGAUGCUCGGGCAUGUCCUAUAUCAUGGAUUUUGAGGACCGAGGCAACGUGAGAAGCGAUGAUUCCGUGAUGGAGCAAGAAGGAUUCACGAUGGGUAAGCCAGGAGAAUUCGAAUUCUUUCGUUUUGUUCUUGCUAACUUCUUCUCUGCUUGCUUGCCUCACAGUGUGUGA
This is a messenger RNA of Selaginella moellendorffii, 411 nucleotides long. Its product is annotated as iron-sulfur assembly protein IscA-like 2, mitochondrial. Bases 1 to 411 code for a protein of 136 amino acids. Gene Ontology annotation, molecular function: iron-sulfur cluster binding; protein-macromolecule adaptor activity. Gene Ontology annotation, biological process: iron-sulfur cluster assembly. The transcript is spliced from 2 exons. Gene Ontology annotation, cellular component: chloroplast stroma. The record is from RefSeq and is a predicted model, not a curated record. NCBI's taxonomy places the organism in Eukaryota, Viridiplantae, Streptophyta, Lycopodiopsida, Selaginellales, Selaginellaceae.